AGUCCUUCACAUUAUUUAAGGUGGGGAGUGAAUGGUGAGUUCAUGCUGAUUGUCGACUCCUUUUACUUUAAAUUUGAAUAUUUGACAGAAAAAGUAAAAAGUGAAACAAGGUGAAGCUCGACUAAGAUGUAAACUACACGUGUGUGUCAGAGAAAUGAUUCAUUAUUCAUAGAAAUGACAAACAAAUAUUUAUAUAAUUUGCAAACUGUUCUUUUACCUCAAACUAGAAACAUGGUCAAUUCAACUUUAUCCUACUUCGUUCUUAGCGCGUACGUUCAUUUAGGAAAUCUGAGGUACUUUUAUUUCACGUUGACUGCUUUGCUGUACGUUGUUAUAGUUGUAGUCAACAUGUCUCUGGUGCUGCUGAUCUGUGUGAACAGGAGCUUACAUGAACCUAUGUACAUGUUCCUGUGCAGCCUGUUUGUGAAUGAGCUGUAUGGCAGCACAGGCUUGUUCCCGUUCCUCCUGGUCCAGAUCCUCUCAGACCUCCACACGGUUCCUGCUCCGCUCUGUUUCCUGCAGAUUUACUGUCUCUAUACUUAUGCUCACGUAGAGUUCUGUAAUUUAGCCGUCAUGUCUUAUGACCGGUACCUGGCCAUCUGCUGUCCUCUGCAGUAUAACACACGUAUGACGUAUAACAAAGCGCUUAUCUUAAUUGGGCUGAUAUGGUUUUACUCUUUUGUCAAAUUCUUAAUUACUUUAUCCUUAAACAUCCGUUUGCCUCUUUGUGGAAACAUCAUAAACAGUUUGUAUUGUCACAACUACCUGGUGGUGAAGUUGGCCUGUUCUGGUGCCGAAGUGAAUAACAUCUUUGGACUCUUUGGUACCGUCCUCACAGUUCUAGUCCCUCUGCUUCCCAUCCUCUUCUCCUACAUGAAGAUCCUCAGAGUGUGUUUCUCUGGCUCUGGACAAACCCGUCAGAAAGCUCUGAGUACCUGCAUGCCUCACCUCGUAUCACUCUGGAACUUCUCUUUCGGCUGCUGCUUUGAGAUUCUCCAGAGCAGGUUUGAUAUGAGCCGUGUGCCCAGUUUGAUGAGGAUCAUUCUCUCUCUGUAUUUCCUCCUCAUUCAGCCUCUUCUGAAUCCCAUCAUGUACGGGAUGAAAAUGUCAAAAAUCAGAAAGAUGUACAAACACAUGUUCUGUUAUAAUAUGUUUGCUUGUCACAGGGAUGAGAUGUAA
This is a messenger RNA of Mugil cephalus (flathead mullet), 1179 nucleotides long. RefSeq names its product olfactory receptor 51G2-like. The transcript has a single exon. Bases 175 to 1179 code for a protein of 334 amino acids. Gene Ontology annotation, biological process: G protein-coupled receptor signaling pathway. Gene Ontology annotation, cellular component: membrane. Lineage: Eukaryota; Metazoa; Chordata; Actinopteri; Mugiliformes; Mugilidae. Gene Ontology annotation, molecular function: G protein-coupled receptor activity; olfactory receptor activity. The record is from RefSeq and is a predicted model, not a curated record.